Messenger RNA from Morchella importuna, 972 nucleotides. RefSeq lists its product as uncharacterized. The record is from RefSeq and is a predicted model, not a curated record. Gene Ontology annotation, biological process: endoplasmic reticulum to Golgi vesicle-mediated transport; endoplasmic reticulum organization; Golgi organization. The transcript has 6 exons. Gene Ontology annotation, molecular function: D-mannose binding. Lineage: Eukaryota; Fungi; Ascomycota; Pezizomycetes; Pezizales; Morchellaceae. Gene Ontology annotation, cellular component: COPII-coated ER to Golgi transport vesicle; endoplasmic reticulum membrane; endoplasmic reticulum-Golgi intermediate compartment. Bases 1 to 972 code for a protein of 323 amino acids.
AUGCAUCUCUCGAGCUGGAGCUCGACCAUGGCGAGCCUGCUCGGUCUACUAGCGCUGCAGGUACAGUCGGUUUCCGCACAGUCUUCAAACGACGAAGACAUCAAGACCGUUCCCCUGCGCACACACAGCUUGUACCAGCCGUACCUGGACUCGGAACUCCAGAGUCGGUGGUUUGAUUGGGGUGGGGACACAAUCAUUCGCGCGGACCAGUAUAUUCGCUUGACGUCAGACAGACAGGCACAGUCCGGGUGGCUGUGGUCGCGCCUUCCCUUGACAGCUACAAACUGGGAGAUUGAGUUUGAAUUCAAGAUCCACGGAGCCGGGAACCUCUAUGGCGAUGGAAUGGCCAUGUGGAUAACCAAGCAGCGCGCCCAGACUGGCCCGGUAUUUGGCUCAGUUGACAAAUUUGAAGGAUUGGGUAUCUUUUUUGAUACCUACAAGAACAACCGCCCUGGAAUCAUUUUCCCAUACGUCAUGGCAAUGCUUGGUGACGGCGAAACUUCGUAUAACCAUGAAAACGACGGCAAGGAUAACGAAUUGGCUGGAUGCUCAGCUAGGGGUCUGCGCGGUGCGGUCAUUCCCACGAAGGGGAAGCUUACAUAUUUCCAGGAGAACUACCUCCAGCUUGAAUUGCAGUACAAGAAUGAGGACCAAUGGGUUACUUGCUUCAACGUCCACAAUGUCACUCUGCCGCAGAUCGCAUAUCUUGGAUUCACAGCACACUGCGGAGAGCUUAGUGAUAACCACGACAUCAUUACCAUUUCGUCCAAGAACCUCUACUCGAUCAACCCCAACCGUCCCGAUUCCAACUCACAAACGACCAGGCCCAACAAGAUUACCGAGAAGCCGGCCACAGAGUCUGGGGGAUGGGGCUGGUUCUUCCUUAAGUUUGUUGUCUUUAUCGUCGUCCUGAUUGGAGGAUACGUUGGAUACACUGCCUACAGGGCACAAAAGAGAAGCUCCCGCUUUUAA